GCAAGCUUGCGUGCUUGUCGCUGAGAUGUCAUAUAAGCCUUGUCAAAUCAAGCAAAAAUCGGAGAAGGAUAGCAUAAUAGGACAUCAUCCAUGGUGAAGCCGAGGCUUGAACCCGCUAUCUCCACCCUACGGGAUAUAUUCAGUUGUGUUUGAGAAAGGAAAUAUCGAUUUUGUAUCGAUUAAUUUUUUUGACCGUUGAUGCUUUUGUUUUUCUAAUGCUACUAUUAUGAAACACAUUCUUUCUGAUGAGUUAAAAUUUUACCCUGUUUGAUUUUGAAAAUACAAUGGCAAACACUUUUUCAAACAUCUGCGAAGUUUUCAAAAGAUUUCGUAAUGGUGGUGGAACAAAGCUAGAAGCUGAACGUGAAAGAGUUAUGCGGGAACUGAAUCGAUGUAAAAGUGAUUCAAACAGGAGGUAUGAAGACAGGCCCUAUACGCUGGUUAAUCAGUACUACAACAACUUACUAUUAGUGUUCGCUUGCAUAUUCAUGCUUUUCACUAUCAUUUGCAUCACUAUUUUCUUGAUUUUUCAUUAUGUAUAUCAGGAUGAUAAGUACAAAUAUGUCAUUAUGAGUUUCUUUUGCGCCUCAACCAUUUGCUGUGCUGUAUGCGUUUAUUAUAUGGGACGAAGACUCAGAAGAAUUUGGCACAGUGUUAAACUUGAGAAUGAAAGUAAAAUGAUUUUAGUGGCCAGUAUGGAACUUUCUUGAUCAUGGCAUUUAAUGUGAGAUUUUCACUGUCUUUCUAUUGAAUAGUGAUAGCAAUAUGAAAUUUUCAUUUUUAUACCCAUUAUGAGAGUAUCAUUAUUUUUAUGUCCAAUAAGAGGCUUUGUGUCAGUAUUAGACUGUCAUAUCAUCAUGUCUUAUUAUACAUUAAAAGACCUUCAUCGUCUUUCUAUCCAACAUUAGACUGUUAUUAUCUUUGUAUCCAUUGCAAGUCUUUCAUCCUCUUUGUAUCCAACAUGAGACUGUCAUUAUUUUUGUAUCCAUUGCAAGUCUUUCAUCCUCUUUGUAUCCAACAUGAGACUGUCAUUAUCUUUGUAUCAAUUAUGUAAUUAUCUUAACAUUCAAUAUGAGACUGAUUGUCCUUAUCUUUGUAUCCAAAAUGUGAUUAUUAUCUUUACAGCCAAUAUUAUCAUUGUAUGCAAUUUAUCAAUAAAAGUCUCUGAUUAUUUUAAUACGUAAAGACAAAAUUUGUACUUAAAAAUUGGAGACAAAAAAAUUUAUAUUGGAAAAAAAAGGCCUAUUGAAUCAGUACUGUUCAGUAAUAAGUAUUUAUUAAAUUUCAAUGUAAAUACGCAAUUUUAGUAAUAUUUCAAUUCUUCUAUAAUUUUAUUUUAAAUAAAAUGUCUUUUGUAAGAGUGAAAUUAUUUUGCUAAUAAAAUGUAUAUGAAUAAGUGUGUAAA
This is a messenger RNA of Parasteatoda tepidariorum (common house spider), 1405 nucleotides long. RefSeq lists its product as uncharacterized. Lineage: Eukaryota; Metazoa; Arthropoda; Arachnida; Araneae; Theridiidae. The record is from RefSeq and is a predicted model, not a curated record.